Messenger RNA from Salmo salar (Atlantic salmon), 1773 nucleotides. NCBI's taxonomy places the organism in Eukaryota, Metazoa, Chordata, Actinopteri, Salmoniformes, Salmonidae. The record is from RefSeq and is a predicted model, not a curated record.
AUGGGAGCAAAGAGAGCUAGCUCUGUGGGGUGAGCUCUUGUCGUGCUGCUGGGAAACGGGGGAAAAACUAUCUAUUUCCAAUAAGGUUAGUAUUAUGAUUAUAUAGUCAGCUAGACAAGUGGUGCAAGGUUAUGUUAGCUAGCUAGGUUUUAGAUCCUAGCCAUUAUCCAUCUACACGGGCGUUUUAAAUCAUCUUUGGUGUACAUGGUGAUUUCAUCAACCCAAAGAAAGGACAGGUACGACCGACCAGCUAACCAGGUCAUCAGAGGUCAUCAGCGAAGCGUCCUAGCUCUGAAGUUGACAGCUUUGAUGCAGUACAGGUCCAGAGAUCCAAGAUGACAGAAGAGGUGAUUGUCAUCGCCAAGUUUGACUACCUGGCUCAGCAGGACCAGGAGUUGGACAUUAAGAAGAACGAGCGUCUGUGGCUGCUGGACGACAGUAAGUCCUGGUGGAGGGUCCGUAACGCCACCAACAAGACCGGCUUCGUCCCCUCCAACUACGUGGAGAGGAAGAACAGCGCCAGGAAGGCUUCCAUCGUCAAGAACCUCAAAGACACACUAGGCAUUGGGAAGGUGAAGCGGAAAACGGGGAUGCGUGACACGGCCUCCAACGCGGACGCUGACAUGUACUCCGACAACGGCGAGCGCCUGUACGACCUCAACCUGCCGGCGCUCGUCAAGUUCAGCUACACCGCCGAGCGGGAGGACGAGCUCUCGUUGGUCAAGGGCACCCACGUCAUCGUCAUGGAGAAGUGUAGCGAUGGCUGGUGGCGUGGGGGGUACCAGGGUUGUUCCGGGUGGUUCCCUUCCAACUACGUGACGGAGGACGCAGACGGGACAGCGGGGGGAGGAGGAGGUUUGGGGGACCCGGCGGGGUCGCUGACGGAAAAGAUAGCGACAGUAGUUCACAGUGCGUCUAACGGGAACCGGGUCCUCCACUCGGUGCAGGCGCUCUACCCUUUCAGCUCGGGGAACGACGAGGAGCUGAACUUUGAGAAGGGAGAGGUGAUGGAGGUGGUAGAGAAACCAGACAACGACCCUGAGUGGUGGAAGUGCCGUAAAGCAGAUGGACAGCUGGGACUAGUGCCUAAGAACUACGUCACUGUGCUACCUCCACAGCAGGACUCCACUACCCAGAAUGCCUCACCGGGCCCCGCGGGGCCGCCCACGCCCGACUGCGACUACAUCUCUCCGGCCACGGUGGGGCGGUUUGCGGGGAAGCAGUGGUACUAUGGCAAGGUGACGCGACAUCAGGCGGAGGUGGCUCUCAACCAGAGAGGAGCGGAGGGAGACUUCCUCAUCAGAGACUCUGAGUCAUCGCCCAGUGAUUUCUCCAUCUCUCUGAAGGCCCAGGGGAAGAACAAGCAUUUUAAGGUUCAGUUGAAGGAUGUCGUGUACUGCAUCGGCCAGAGGAAGUUCAGUUCUCUGGAGGACUUGGUGGAACACUACAAGAAGGCUCCCAUCUUCACCAGCGAGCAGGGAGACAAGCUCUACCUGGUUAAGGCCCUGGCUGCCUCUUAAAACACACACACUGACAAACACACACACACACACACACACACACACACACACACACACACACACACACACACACACACACACACACACACACACACACACAGAGACAAACGUACAGUAACAGACUUUUACACAUCACAAGGACUUCCUAUGUGCUGGGAGCUGUGAUCAUUCCAUUAGGAAAGAGGGAGGAGGAGAGACGGAUGGGAGUGGAGAGGGAGGAGGAGGAGAGAUGGAUGGGAGUGGAGAGGGAGGA